Molecule: messenger RNA, 1731 nt
Organism: Chironomus riparius
Lineage: Eukaryota; Metazoa; Arthropoda; Insecta; Diptera; Chironomidae
Source: the annotation of a GenBank genome assembly
AUGUUGAAUUUUAAUGUAAACAAAAGAGUGUGCAAAAUGUUGGAAAUAAAAGAUUUAAUUAAUUUUAAUAAGGAAAUACAGAUAGAAGCCUUCUAUCAUGCUAUCCAAAUAUAUCUAAAGAAGCCACAAGUUGUGAAUAGAAAGCUAAACACAACAAAGAAUAUUUUAACAGCAAGAACUAAAGAGAAAACAGAAAAUUUAUUAAAAGUUUUAAGUUCCAACGAAGAUGAGGCUGACAUACUAAAAUUAAGAGAUGUAGAACAUUUCAACACAAAACUGGAGGAUGAAUUUAAUCAUAUGGACGAGCACCAAGAAGAAAUUUUAUUUUCUUAUGAUAAAAUCAUCCCAAGAAAUGUCAGCAAGCAUAAAUCAUGUUACCAAUUGACAAUAUUCUGUAAAAGGUCUAAUUCAGUUAGCUUCUAUGCGAUAAAUGAUUGUACAAAAAUCCUGCCUGAUUUCAAUUAUACUAUUAAGUUUUCCAAUAAUCAGCUCCAAUUAUUGCUCAAUUCGAAUCAUUUUCAACAAGAAACAAAUUGGCUUCAAUUUGUAUUAAUUAAAAAAUUGUGUAGCUGGAUCGAAAGCUAUGAAGAGGAUACUAAUGAAAGAAUCGAAAGUCAUUCAUUAAUCAAUGACGAGGAAUAUUCAUCAUUAUAUGCUGAACUAAAAGAAAAGUAUGGACGAAAGUUUGAGGAAAUUUGGACAGAGGAAGUGACGGAUCCGAAAAAAUACAUUUACGAAGAUAUAGCAAUAGCUGCUUAUUUAAUAACAUUUUGGAAGAGCCAACAGGAAAAGAAACAAAGUUUUCUUGAUUUCGGUUGUGGAAAUGGGCUACUUGUUGCUAUUUUAAGUCUUGAAGGAUAUAAAGGCUACGGAAUCGACUUGAGAAAGAGAAAAAUAUGGAGUAAAUUUGACUCAUCGAUAGAUUUAAGAGAAGUAACUUGGUCACCAACGACAAAUUUAAAUGACGUAGAUUGGAUAAUUGGCAAUCAUUCUGAUGAACUUUCUCCUUGGGUUCCAGUGGUUGCCGCUCAGAAUAGCAUUUCUUGUAACUACUUUUUAUUGCCUUGCUGUGCUUUUGAAUUUUCUGGCACAAAGUUUCAACGCAGAGGUCCAAUGAAAAGUCUUUAUAUGAGCUUCAUUGACUAUUUAACAGAAAUUUCUACGACUUGUGGAUUUAAAUCGACAUUAAUUGAUCGUCUCAAGAUUCCAAGUACGAAAAGAAUAUGUUUAAUUGGUACGGGUAGAGUAUACGAGUCUGAUGAGUUCCAAAAAUAUAGCAAAAAAGUCCAAGACUUUGUUGAUGCAUCUAAUAAGGAAUUUACACCUCGUGAAAAAGAGCUUAAUGUAAGAAACUGCACAAAAAUUGAUAAGAAUUUGUCUGAGAAAAUUGUGAGAAUUAUAUUUGAUGCACUCUUAUCAGAACAGAAAAUACUAGAAAAUUCCAAUUGGAACUGUGGAACAGAAAUAUAUUUGUCUGAUGCUGUUAAAUUGAUAUCGUCAGAUGAUUUAAAGAAGCUAAAGUUUGAAAAUGGAGGUCUACAGACGUUACUCAGGAAUAAGCAUCAAAUCUUUGAAGUGAGAAGUGGAAAGUUGAAAAUCAGGAAGCCAAAGAGAAUAGCAGAGAGGACAAUGUCAAAAAAAGUUGUAUUAAAAUCAAGCCCUUGUUAUUUUCAUUUGUAUCAUAAGCAAGGAUGUCCUUUAAACGACGAAGAAUGUUGUUAUAAGCACUAA